UUCGAUCAGGCCACGUCAACCGGCACAGUUAGUGACUUCGUUGCUGUAACCCGUAUUGAGUUUUUCAGCUGUUUCGUUAGACUUCUCCCGUGAAGAUGGGUAUUCGCCGACGUCCAGGACAGAAGAGUCCGCCGAUACUUAGUCACGAAUUCAUUAUACAGAACCAUGCCGAUAUUGUAUCGUGUGUGGCGAUGGUAUUCAUCGUAGGUUUGAUGUGUCAGUUUUCGGCUCCGUUUGCAUCCUUAUUCGUUGCGAUGCAACACAAUCAUGUACCCCCUACGGAAGAAGAACUUCAAGAAGAACCAGCGGCCGAAUUUCCGCAACUUUACACUUACGGCGUCAAGGAUCUAUGUGCCAUCUUCUUCUAUUUCCUUAUCUGCAUAGUCAUGCAUGCAGUCAUUCAGGAAUAUGUUCUUGAUAGGCUGAACAGGCGCAUGCACCUCUCCAAAGUGAAGCACUCCAAGUUCAACGAGUCCGGACAGCUGCUGGCUUUCUACACGGUGUCCGUCAUCUGGGGCAUCGACAUCAUCUUGCGCGAGAAGUACGCUCACUACAUCGGCGUGCUCUGGGAGGGAUACCCGCACAACCUGAUGCCGUUCGUCAUCAAGUUCUUCUUCAUCGUCCAACUCGCAUACUGGCUUCACGUGUUCCCCGAGCUCUACUUCCAGAAGACGAAGAGGGAAGAGAUGGCCGCAAAGGUCCAGUACGGACUGCUGUACCUGCUAUUCAUCGGCACCGCUUACAUCCUCAACUUCACGCGCGUCGCGCUGUGCCUCACCGUUCUGCACUACCUGGUCGAGGGCAUCUUCCAUUUCUCGCGCCUCAUGUACUUCUCCGACAAGAACGACGUGGCUAACGUCGGAUUCAUGAUCUGGGACGUGCUGUUCGUUCUCGUCCGUCUCGGCACCAUCACACUGUCCGUGCUGACCUUCUGGUAGGGCCUCGAGCAGACGGACAGGCAAGCGUGGACUUCGACGCCGGCAACUU
Molecule: messenger RNA, 987 nt
Organism: Priapulus caudatus
Lineage: Eukaryota; Metazoa; Priapulida; Priapulimorpha; Priapulimorphida; Priapulidae
Product: translocating chain-associated membrane protein 1-like
Exons: 4
Coding region: 96-938 (280 amino acids)
Biological process (GO): SRP-dependent cotranslational protein targeting to membrane, translocation; protein insertion into ER membrane; ceramide biosynthetic process
Cellular component (GO): endoplasmic reticulum membrane
Molecular function (GO): sphingosine N-acyltransferase activity
Source: RefSeq, a predicted model, not a curated record